Molecule: messenger RNA, 1275 nt
Organism: Pseudovirgaria hyperparasitica
Lineage: Eukaryota; Fungi; Ascomycota; Dothideomycetes; Acrospermales; Acrospermaceae
Product: putative alpha-amylase
Exons: 1
Coding region: 24-1097 (357 amino acids)
Biological process (GO): carbohydrate catabolic process
Molecular function (GO): alpha-amylase activity; calcium ion binding
Source: RefSeq, a predicted model, not a curated record
UGGUGGACAUAGUCACUAACCAUAUGGGAUGGGCUGGAGCUGCAGACACGGUAGAUGACAGCAUCAUGAAUCCCUUCAACGAUGCCACAUAUUACCACUCCUACUGCAACGUCAGCAACUGGCAGGACCAAACACAAGUAGAGCUCUGCUGGCUUGGAGACCCCAAAACAAUCCUCAUGCCUGACUUGAAAACAGAAGACAGCAACGUACGAAGCAUGUUCGGAGCGUGGAUCUCCAAGAUUGUCUCUGAUUACUCCAUCGACGGUCUUCGUAUUGACUCGGUCAAGAAUGUCGAGACGGGCUUCUGGUCGUCGUUCUGCGCUUCGGCCGGUAUCCUUUGCUUUGGCGAGGUUUCGGAUGGAAACUACGCAUAUGCGUACCCAUAUAUGCAGUACAUAGACGCCAUAACCGACUACCCAAUGUACUACUCUAUAACACGCGUGUUCCAGCAGCAGACUGACAUGUCGGAUAUUGUAUACAAUCUAGGCCUGUGCAAGGAUGGCGGUUGCAAAGACACAACAAUGGCCUUCAGCUUCAUCGAGAACCACGACAAUGCGCGCUUCCCGGCCGGCACCAGCGACCUAGCACUCGCAAAGAACGCCAUCGCAUACACUAUGCUGGGCGAUGGUGUGCCCAUCGUCUACCAGGGCCAGGAAUCGCAUCUCGCUGGCGGCGACGACCCCGGUUGUCGCGAGGCCAUCUGGCUACAAAAGUACAACACCAAUGCGGAGUUGUACAAGCACAUUGCGCUACUCAACCAGAUCCGCAAUUCAGCUAUGCUAGCAACUCCGGCGUCAGGAUAUCCAGGAUACGCGCAGUACCAGAACUGGGUGCUGACGUAUUCGUCGAAUGUGAUCCAAAUGCGCAAAGAUCCAGUCAGGACAGUGCUGAGUAAUGAGGGCAGUAGCGUGGCGAGUUACACGCUGACGACGAGUGGGAUGGGUUUUACGACGGGUGCGAAUGUGGUGGAAGUGCUGACUUGCAAUGUCUACGUUGCCGACGCGACAGGCAAUGUAGCGCUGAGUAUGGGACAGGGACGGCCAAGUGUGUUGAUGAGUGAGGCCCAGUUACAGGGCACAGGGUUGUGUGGGCAUUGAUGAGAUGAGCCUGUUGAGGAUGCAUCUAUGAUCUGACAGUGUGUAUUCCGGUGGGUGGAUGGGAUGGCAUAAUUACCCCAAAGAAAGAAAUCAGCUUAGUCAGGGGUUGGUUGAGGUUUCGGCGAUGCAUCGAUUUCAUACCCAGGCCAGUUAUCAAUCAUCCAGGCUGCAUUGGCGG